Molecule: messenger RNA, 1661 nt
Organism: Myotis daubentonii (Daubenton's bat)
Lineage: Eukaryota; Metazoa; Chordata; Mammalia; Chiroptera; Vespertilionidae
Gene: FAS
Product: Fas cell surface death receptor
Biological process (GO): motor neuron apoptotic process; regulation of stress-activated MAPK cascade; immune response
Cellular component (GO): external side of plasma membrane; membrane raft; CD95 death-inducing signaling complex
Molecular function (GO): protein binding; tumor necrosis factor receptor activity
Source: RefSeq, a predicted model, not a curated record
GAAGUAAAAGCCAAGGAGUCCGCCGCCCCUUGCAGAAUACCCGCAGCACAACGCGUGAACCUUCUCGGUGGAUCACGGUCGCUGCACACACUAGUCAGGACCCCGCGACCCCCCCUCUCGCGGCUGAGCGAGGGCGGGUGUUCUCAGCCACCAGCGAAGGCUCCCGGCCCCGCGCAGGACUAGUGUGUUCAGAGCUCCCAGUCAGAGUUCAAGUCCUGCCCAACCUUCCCAGUUAGUACUGAGGAGUUCCCAUAGGACAGCAACUCGGGGUCCUCCUCGGAGCGGGAGGAGGCAGGCGACUGCGGAAAUGCCCCCUGAAUGGGGAAUGCCCAUUUGUGCAAUAAACCUCACUCUCUCCACCCCCAGCUCUGCGUCCCAUCCCCCCAGAGCAGGAGCUGAAUCAAUUUCGCUCUCCCCAGCCAGGAGUUCCCCGCAGGGCUUCCUCCCCUCCCCUCCCCCUGGCCCGGGGGGGGGGGGGGGCGUGUGCAUUUCCUCUGGUCGCUUCAGGGACCGUCGCGCACAGGUGCUCGGAGACACUCUGGAGAGAGAAGUAGGGAGCUGUGAGUCACCCCGCCCUAGUGCUGGGCCCCGGGAGAGGCCGGGCGGGGCUGUCAUUUCUCCCCGGAGGGGUGACCCGAGCUGCCGGGACUUGGAAAAGCUCUUUUACUUCGUCGGAUCGCUCCCCAGCGAUGCCCCGGAUCGGGGUUCUCCUGCUCCUGGUGAACGGAAAAAGGAUGACUGCAAAGCUGAUGGGGACAAACUUGUCUGUGAGCCCUGCUCGGAAGGGAAGGAGUACACAGACGAGGAACAUUAUUCUCCUACAUGCAGAAGAUGCGGGAUUUGUGAUGGAGAGCAUGGCUUAGAAGUGGAAAAAAACUGUACCAAGACCCAGAAUACCAAGUGCAGAUGUAAAUCAAACUAUUUUUGUAACACUCCUCCAUGUGAACACUGUAACCCUUGCAGCACGUGUGAACAUGGAAUCAUUAAGGAUUGCACACCAACCAAUGACACCAGAUGUAAAGCAGGAUCCACAUCUCACUUACGCUUGCUGUGGCUCCUGAUCCUGGUUCCAAUAGCAGCUGCAUUCAUAUUGUGGCGGGUGAAAAGACGGCGCCGGAAUAAUAAUCUUCCUCCCUCUGAACCUACAUCUCCAGAUACUGAAAUGCUCCCAGUGAUUUCUUCAGACAUUGACCUGACUGAUUACAUUAGCACUAUUGCUGAGCUAAUGACAAUAAGUGAAGUUAGAGAUUUCGUUCGGAAGAAUGGUCUCAAAGAAGCCAAAAUAGAUGAAAUCAAGAAUGACAAUCUCCAAAAUACAGCUGAACAGAAGGUCCAGCUGCUCCGUAAUUGGUAUCAAGUUCACGGGAAGAAAGACGCAUUUACCACUUUGAUUACAGGUCUCAAAAAAAUCAAACUUUGUGCUCACGCAGAUAAAAUUAAAGAUAUAGUCCUCAAUGACAUUACUAGUAAACGUGAAAAUACUAACAUCACAAAUGAAAAUGAAAGCCAAAGAUGUAAACUGAAGAUAGUUAUAAACUGAAACAGAGGUAUCAAAAUACCUAAACAGCUUCCACUGAAGGAAAAUUUUCCCCCUGAUGUUCGAAAAUGUGAAAUGUAGGUAAAAAUGUUUAAUUAAAAUCAUUUUUUGGUAUUUCUGGUUA